This is a messenger RNA of Chlamydomonas reinhardtii, 2815 nucleotides long. RefSeq lists its product as uncharacterized. Gene Ontology annotation, cellular component: mitochondrion; nucleus. Lineage: Eukaryota; Viridiplantae; Chlorophyta; Chlorophyceae; Chlamydomonadales; Chlamydomonadaceae. The record is from RefSeq and is a predicted model, not a curated record. Bases 299 to 1543 code for a protein of 414 amino acids. Gene Ontology annotation, molecular function: uracil DNA N-glycosylase activity. Gene Ontology annotation, biological process: base-excision repair; base-excision repair, AP site formation via deaminated base removal. The transcript has 7 exons.
CGUUUGCAAGUAAUAAAACGCUUUGCCGACAGACCUUGCGAGCUGUCAUAUGCGCAAAAGCCUAGGGACCGUUUUUGCUAGGGGUACUUACUAUUGCGUUGGAGGUGCACGGCGGGGUACCAAAUCUUGCAGCCCAUCCCUUGCUAGUAAAGCGCCUUCGCGAGCCUGCGCAGCGAGCAUGGCCUCGGUUGCGCAAAAACCCGCCAAACGGGCCAAGACCAUCGACGCCUUCUUCGCGGCAAAGCCUUUAAAGCCCAGCCUGGGCGUUGCGCCACGGGUCACCGUCCAGGUCCAUUGCAUGACCUCCGAUGCCGCGGGAGAUGUAGAUCCCGAUAGCGCUGCCGCUGUCGAGGACGCCAGGCCACUGCCGGCGCCGGCGGCAGACGCGGCGGCAGCGGCAGGUGGUGUCGCCGCCGCCUCGGCCUCGCCGCGUAAACGCCGUGCCAGCAGCGGCUCCGCGGACUCCCCCAGGAAGCGGUCAGGGGCUGAGGCAGCGGCGCAAGAUGCGGGCGCGGCAUCGGAGCCCGCGGUGGGGCCGGAGGGGGCAGCUGGGCAGCAGGCGGCAGGGUCGGGGCCGGCUGCUGCUGCUGCCGCUGCCGCUACCGCUGUUGCUGGUGAUGAGCUGCCGGGGGCGGAGGCCGCCGCUGUGGCCGACGGACUGACGCCGGCGCAGCGCGCCCAGAGUUUAAAACACACACAGAUCGCCGCCAACCGCAACCGGGCGCUGGCCCGCCGCGCCGCCGCCGAGGCCGCCCAGCCCGGCGCCCCGCCGCUGCGGCUGUCGUCCCUGCUUGUGGAGCCCAGCUGGCGCCUGGCCCUGGCGCCGCAGCUGGGGCUACCAGAGGCGGCGGCUGGGGGUGACGGCGGCGGCGGCGGCGGCGGCAGGGCUGCUGGCAGCUCCUCGGCUCCGGCUCCGGGCUCGCUGUCUGUGCUGGAGCCGUUCCUGGCUGCGGAGUGGGGUCCGGGCCGCAAGCGCGUGUUCCCGCCCCAGCCCGACAUCUUUGCCGCCUUCAACGCCUGCCCCUUCGACCAGGUCCGGGUGGUGAUCCUGGGGCAGGACCCCUACCACGGCGAGGGCCAGGCCAUGGGGCUGUCCUUCUCGGUGCCUCGCAGCUGCCGGCCGCUGCCGCCCUCGCUGCUCAACAUCUACAAGGAGGCGCAGGCGGACCUGGGCUGGGCCGACCGGCCGCAGCACGGCGACCUCACCAGCUGGAGCGUGCAGGGCGUGUUGCUGCUCAACACCUGCCUCACGGUGCGCCAGGGGGAGGCCAACAGCCACGCCAAGCGCGGCUGGGAGCCCUUCAGCGACGCCGCCAUCCGGGCGCUGUCGCAGCGGCGGCGCGGGCUGGUGUUCCUGCUGUGGGGCAAGCCCGCGCAGACCAAGGCCGCGCUGGUGGACCGCUCCAAGCACCACGUGUUGGAGGCCGCCCACCCCAGCCCGCUGUCCGCCUCGCGCGGCUUCUUCGGCUGCCGCCACUUCAGCGCCGCCAACAAGCUGCUGGCGGCGCAGGGGCUCGAACCCAUCGAGUGGCGGCCCACGUGAGGGGGGCGGGGGGCGGCGGCAGGAGUGCGGCGGCGGCAGUAUGGCGGCGGGAAUGAGGCGGUGGAGGUGAGGCGGUGUGGUGCAGUGGGGGGGUGGUGGAGUGGAAUGGGGCACAUACGGUGCAGGCGCCGUGGAGGUGCCGUGCAGACCCGCCGCCCCCCCCCCCCCCACACACACAUCUGCCGGCACAUGGCAGGAGUGUGGUGAAGAGCACAAGGAAGGCAUAGCGCAAAGACAGUGUAUGCGAUGCAGCAAAGCGACGGUUUACCUAACAACAAUCUUACCAGGCAGGAGUGUGUGUGGAGCAGAUGCUGGCCUGGGGUUGGUGUUGGUGUUGGCACGGGCGGGGUGUCGGAACCAAAAGGAGGCAGGCGUGGCACACGUGGGUUGGGGCGGGGCCUGGGGCUCCGGGCUCCAGUGCUGAGUGAGUGGUUGGAUGGCCGCGCGCGUCUGUGUGUGUGUGUGUGUGUGUGUGUGUGUGUGUGUGCGCUUGAUCGAUUGCGGUGGUGUGUAUCCUGGUGUGUGUGUGUGUGUGUGUGUGUGUGUGUGUGUGUGUGUGUGUGUGUGUGUGUGUGUGUGUGUGUGUGUGUGUGUGUGUGUGUGUGUGUGUGUGUGUGUGUGUGUGUGUGUGUGUGUGUGUGUGCUACGUCGCGUGGGCAGCCGCCCAGCAGCCGUCCAGCAGAUGCAUCAUGCAGCAGGGGGCAGGCGCAGGUGUAGGCAGGUGCAGGGCCGGAGCAGGGGAUGGUGGCGGACAGGUCCCGGGACGAGGGGGGGGCGCAGCGGGUGUGCUGUCGGGGGCAGAGGUGUUGUGCCACUCCUUUCACUCCUUUCACUGCCACCGUUUGCCCGGUACGUGUCCCGUACGACGUCGGUGCACAGUGCAAGGGCGGUCAGGGCGCCGCAGAGUGCAGACGGGAGGGCUGCAGGUGGCUGAGGCGACACGAGUCUUGUGGAAUGGUUGAGACUUGGUAAAUGCGGCGGACAGUACAGUCGGGGCGAGAGGCCGGACGCGAGCACACGGGCUCUGCUGUGCACAUUGCGGGAGGGCGCACGUGCGCGCCCGCUUAGUGAGUCGCGUUGGUUGUGGUAAAGAGCCGCCAGUGCUGCCCCCAGCCACAGCCGUGUGCACGGUCGAGCCGCGUUCGUGGCUGCGCUUAGGCAUGGCCAGGCCUGGCAUCGAGUGCUGGUUUGGUUGAGGUCGUGGCCGUGGGAGGCUGCGAAAGUCGCGGGUGUAGUGUCGUGCGUGUCGCGCGCGUGAUAUCUUACAAAACG